AUGGAUUUGAACCGGUCAAUAAUUCGUUCCGAGGUGAGACAAGCGUUGGAGGAGUAUAUGCAGUCGAAUACCAAUAGAUCUGCAAAUGCAGGGGAAACAGGAAGACUGGAAGGUAGUUGUAAAUUAAUUUUUUUUCAGUGUUCCGCCUAGCUUGCUUAUGCUUUCUUUAAAUGUAUGAACAGACGAGAGCAGAUCUCAAAUCGAAUUAUUUUAGCCGUAAACUUGUUAUUUACAGCUUCCCCACAGAACACAAGUACAAGUACAACUAGCCAACGGCUAAACUCUGAAAUUGGACAGGUUGUAAACCGUGCCAGGGAUAUUUUAAGAAGCAAUCGAUCGUCAUUCACACGAAAUGCCAGCACGGCGUUUCAGAAUGGCGCUACUAGCGCGUAUCCUAAAAGACCCCGAUUGUCGGGGGCUUCACGUUAUGGAAAUGUUCUUCCCAAGGAUGUGGUUAAAACGGUUGUGCUCUUGGAAAAUUCUGGUUCUUCAAACGAAUAUCCUUUAAAGAAUGAUACGAUAAUGUGCUAUGCUGAAGUGGAUUUCGUCACCACAGAUGACGAACGUCUCGUGCGAAAUAAAAUCGUCGGAGCGUUGAAGACACAAAUACCUGACAUUGCACCGGAUGAUUUUGAAUUUGUUAAAGUCCUCGGCAAAAGAGUCUCUACUCCUGUUGUAGCUGAUGGCUACAACUGGGAUUUUAAGCACGUUAAAAACUUAUGUGGUCAAGGCAAAUUGUAUGUCCGUCUUAACAAACAGCAAGAACAGGAACUGGAAAACAUUUCAGACACAUUUGAAGCCAUCCCUGUGGAAAGGCCUAGUACUAUUCUUGCAGAUAAUAGGGGCGUGUCGUCUGUGAAAGAACCUGCCUGUCAAUCUGAGACAGAUGACGAGGUAUUUACAUGUAUUUGUGUGAUGUCAAAAGUUAUUUUGAGCUGUUAGUAUUGUCUUACUCUAAAAUUCUUAGCCAGACAUUCUAUUACAUGCUACCAAAAAACACAAACAAACAAACAAACAAAACGUUAUCACACUGCAAUGCGGCCAAAAUGGAAAUAGGGCAACACCAGUAGGACAUAACCGAGGCAAAUUUUACCAGUCAUAUAUGAAAUAACCCUUGUAAUGAGAAUAUUGCUUCAUUUUCUUUUUACCAAUGUUUUCAGAAUGGCAUAAGAUGUCUUCGUCAGAUGUUUCCACAACACGAUGAGGACUAUCUAAAAGAAAUAUUCAGUGGUUCUUUAGACCUUCCAGAUGCAAUUGAUGAAGUUUUGAAGAGUGAAAAGGAGCAAGGUUAA
Messenger RNA from Pocillopora meandrina, 1292 nucleotides. The record is from the annotation of a GenBank genome assembly. NCBI's taxonomy places the organism in Eukaryota, Metazoa, Cnidaria, Anthozoa, Scleractinia, Pocilloporidae.